Molecule: messenger RNA, 1030 nt
Organism: Bipolaris maydis ATCC 48331
Lineage: Eukaryota; Fungi; Ascomycota; Dothideomycetes; Pleosporales; Pleosporaceae
Cellular component (GO): membrane; cytoplasm
Source: RefSeq, a predicted model, not a curated record
AAGAAAUGUGGAGUCGAGCGCGACGGCGCAUCCAACUCAGACGGUAAUCCGUCACCCGAAUCCCAACAAUCUCUUCCAUUCCAAACAACUUUCUUUGGCUCGAAUAGUCCUGAAACCUUUGUCUAAAAAUCUGCCUACUUCGGUGUCUGCCCAGCGCUGUUGAUCGCAACAGCUCGUGCUUGUCAGCCCGUGACUUUCGUUUUGCUAUCUUACCCACGUUCUGCUACCUCUCCCGGCGUUCGAACCGACCUGCCCUUCGCCAUCAUGAAGCUCCCUCCGAUUGCCACGGCCUGUCUCUCCGCGCUCGUAAUAGACUCUUGCAGCAACAUCAUUGCGCAACGCCUCAAAGCAUGGAACGAAUCCAAGCCCUUCGUCUUCGACCGUGUCCUCUUCACACAAUUCGCCAUCAUGGUCGUCCUUACUGCGCCGGUAAACUAUCAUUGGCAGAACUGGCUUGAACGUGCGUUCCCCGGGUGGAAGACGGUAAAACAGACAAGGACAGUGGGAGAUGGCGAGGAGGAAAAGGGCAUCAUGCUCAAGGAGGAUGGCGAUGGUCGCGGUAUCAUCGAAGAGGAGGUUAGAGUGAGGAAUUGGUGGAAUAUCUUUAGAAAAUGGUUUACCGAUUGUAUCACCAUGGGCGCGUUGCUGAACCAGUCAAUGUUCCUUGUCUUGAUUGGAAUCAUGAAGCGUAAAACAGUAGCAUUGAUUGCUCAGGACUUUAGAAAUGAGUUAUUCGGCCUCAUCUUCGAUUCGUACAAAGUCUGGCCAAUUGCCAAUUUCUUCAGCACCACAUUUAUCCCCGUUGAGCGCCGCAUCGUCUUCCUGAGUUUCUGUGGUCUACUGUGGAACAUCUACCUAUCACUGGUAGCGGCGCGGCUCUAGAUAUUCUUCAAUCCGAAUACGUCUGCUGCUCUGCAACAUGCUACGCCAUUGAUCUCAUGCGCUCAUCCGUUGAUGGCUACAGAUUACAUCUAGGCCCCUUCUUCCAAGCCUCCAGCACCGCAGCCCAAUACUUAUCCUCAUCCUCCCG